CACCACAUACUGCCGGCACAGUGGGACGAACAUCGUGAGAGUUUGAACGUUCUCCUGUCGGGAAGAGGAGGAGCAGAGCAGAAGUGUGAAACAGAUCAACUGCAGGUGGAGAGCAGCUUGUAAACCGUCAUGGCUCCCAGCUUGUCACAGGCAUACAGGAGGAGGUGGUGGAUGGCCAUCACAGCCAUCGUAGAGAACCUGCUGUUCUCUGCUGUGCUGCUGGGCUGGGCCUCGCUGCUCAUCAUGCUGAAGAAGGAAGGCUUCUAUUCUCACCUUUGCCCUGGAAACGAGACUGCGGACACGAAUGCGACUUUCAUGCAGGGCAACGAUUGGAAGAGUUGUGUGGAACAAGAGGAGAUACUGAAUCUCGGCUUCACCAUCGGAUCCUUCCUCUUGAGCGCAGCCACAUUACCCCUGGGGAUCUUGAUGGACAAAUAUGGGCCACGACCACUGAGACUCAUUGGCAGUUCAUGUUUCGCAGCCUCCUGCGCCAUAAUAGCUGCUGCUGCGUAUGACCCUGAAGUCCUGUCGGGCCUCAUCUUCCUGGCUGUGUCCUUGAAUGGUUUUGGAGGAAUCUGCCUGACCUUCACUUCACUCACACUGCCGAACAUGUUUGGGAACAUUCGAUCAACCAUCCUCUCCCUGAUGAUUGGCUCCUAUGCUUCUUCAGCUGUCACCUUCCCCGGUGUCAAGGUGAUUUAUGACCUUGGCGUCUCUUUCCGGGUCAUCAUGUGGGUCUGGGCUGGAAUGGCGUGCACUGUGAUCCUAAACUGCUUCCUGAACUGGCCCACUGAAUCUUUCCCUGCACCCGAAGACAUCAGAUACACUAAAAGGGUGAAGAUAAGUGGGGUUGUGACAGAGGACAGCGUGACCGGGGACAGGAAUAUCACCCACAUGACUGCAAUGGAAGACACAAUGGGAUCCAGACAGACAGUACCUGAGCACACAGACCCCCACAGCACAGCCCAAGCGUCUGUGCCGCUCUGUCAUUCUGUGUGUUCUCCCAUAUUCCUGUGGAGUGUUAUCACCAUGGCGAUGACACAGCUGAGGCUCAUCUUCUUCAUGGGUGCUAUGAAUAAGAUGAUGGAGUUCCUAGUCACCCACGGCGACCCCAACCCCUCUGAGGAGCUACAGAAGGAGGUGGAAAAACAAGUUGGAUUCUACUCAUCUGUCUUCGGUACGAUGCAGCUGCUGUGUCUACUGACCUGUCCGUUGAUUGGCUACAUCAUGGACUGGAGGAUGAAGGACUGUGAAGAGGAAAGUCCAAACACACAAACAGACAAUUGCCAACUGAAUGCCUCAAAGAGGAACAGGAAGAUCCAGAAACUCACUAAUGCCAUGAGAGCUUUCAUCUUCACCAACCUCCUGUUGGUCACCUUUGGCAUCACAUCCCUGAUAGACAAUUUGCCCUUACAGAUGGUGUCAUUCAUUCUGCAUACCAUAGUAAGAGGAUUUGUUCACUCCUGCUGUGGAGGUCUCUAUGCUGCUGUAUAUCCAGCCAACCACUUCGGGACACUGACAGGUAUGCAGUCAAUGAUCAGUGCUGCGUUUGCCCUGCUUCAACAACCACUGUUCAUAUUGAUGGUGGGACCCCUCAGUGGAAAUCCUUACUGGAUCAAUCUGGGCCUUCUCAUCUUCUCCCUUGCUGGCUUCCUGUUGCCAGGCUACCUGUUCUAUCACCGGAGAAACCUGAUCAGGGCAAAGGCAGAACACGAUAGGACAGCUGCCGGCCAAUCGAAGACUGAAAAUGUUGCUCUAACCCAGUCAUUCGGUGGAACUGCUAAGACCCUAGCCAAUGGGGAUGCAGCUAAUGAACUCAUGCCAAAUGGUGUUUAAGAUGAAAUGAAUAACUUAGUAAGUAGUUUGCUCAUUUUUGAGGAUAUAAAUCAAACUUGAUUAUGAAAAGGACAACACACACAAACCAAAGAAAACAUAUAUUUCAAAAAAUAACAUCCUGCAUUACUCCGUGAGUGAGAAUAAGAGUUGGCUGUGACGAACGGCUUGUUCAGAAGAGCUUCAAUCCCCCAUAUGACCCUGGAAAUAUGUGGGAAACAUCCUGUAUCCUUUCAUCCUGUUCACCACAUGCAGCAGUUUUAUGAGAACAUUUCCAGCUGUAGUUUAAACUGUGACGGUGGUCUGUGGGCUUGUGCUUACAAAGCAAUGCAAGUGUAGAAAUUCAAGCAAGCGUGCAGAUAUGAAAUGCUUAUUACACAAGUUAUGAGCUUGUUUGGUUUGUUUAAAUAUUCUAGUUAUUUAAAGUGGGUUUAAAGUCACUUGUUUCCUGGUAACUGAGGACAAUUAUGGACAAUAUUGUUACGAUCUUGAGAAAAUAAUUUAUGUUAAUGGUAAUAUGGAAAAAGAACUGUUGAUAGUUCACAAACGUUAUUUUCAGAAUUAUAAACUUCUGCUGCUGCCACUGUGUAACGUGGUUUGACACAGUAAACUGUUACAGAGCUCUUGACCAAUCACAUUAGGGCGCCUGUUCCUCUGAGGUCCCGCCCUCCAACCUUGUGGUCGGGUUGAUUUGAGUGAGCAGAAUUUAGUUUCAACAACAGUUCCUUGCGUGAGCUUGAAUUCACUGCAGCACUCGCAUGCAUGAUGGCGUCUUUGUGUGUGUGGCUGCUGACUCUCUGCACACAGACUGCUGAACUUACGCACAAGAAAUGUCAUUGCAUCAUUGCAGUGAGCACCUGUGCCCAUGAAAGAUGACCUUGUAAACACAGGUGGGUGGUGCUUUCAUGCUCACAGCCAAACGUGUGUGCUUGUGAUGACCAUAUUAGGGACCUGCCCUCUCUGUGACAUCAUACAGGUUGGAGAGUAGAAAAAACUGUAGAAGAAAAGUGUUUAGAGCAUCCUGCAGUCGAAGCUUUUGGCUUACAGAGAUUACUUGUGCAUUUGCUGAGCUCAUUAUUUGAAACAUUAGCCAGGUUUAGCAUGAGCAUGCACAUUUCAUUGUCCCCUUAGGCUAGGAGGUUUGGAGGAAGUCAGUACCACUGCAAAGAACAGGGUCUAGUUAAAUUCCAGAGAAAUUAAUUUUGAAGACAUAAAUGUCUGUGCUCUGGGCUUUAGUUAUAUUUAAAAUACAGACAUUUGAGGUUAUGGCUUGAAGCACUGAAGGCUAGUCAUGGCCGAAGUACUUCUGUGCUAACAUUACAUGCUGGAAACAAUUAUGACAUGUGACAAAAUGUCACAUGUCAGAUGACUAAUCUGUUGAAUCUUUGCGAUUGUUUGACUGUAACAUCUGAGUUACACAAAGCCAACCCUCGCCCUGUGCCUAAGAGCAGGCCAGAGCUGACCUGGUGAGUGCUCAGCCCUUAGGGACUUGGCAGUUCCUUUGUUCCAUCAGCUUGGAGAACUUCCUUCAGUUCUUCUGUGGAUUUGUUAGUGUCUUAUUUUUAUGAAGUGAGAGUAACAGAAUUCAUGAAAAUAACUUUCACGCUGUUAGAAGAUCAUCUUCAGCAUAAUUAAGUCAUUUUUUAUAGACGAGUUUUUGCUCGAAGUGGAGAAAUCGUUCUCUUAGCUGAUGUUUCCUAAAUGAAUCGAGGAUUGACCAGUCGGCACUUCCUUAUGUUGAAGUAGCUACUGCUGGCUCUAACAUGAAAGCAGCAGGAUUAAAUAAUGUGUAUGAAUCACUGACAAUCAUCCCACACUGGGUAUAAAAGCAAUAGCUUGUCUCUGACUGCCAGAUGGCAGCUUGUAACUAGGAUGGCUUCAUCUUACCUUUUAAACGUGAGUGAAGUUUAUGUUCUUUACUUUGAGCACACACAGGUGUGGAAACGUGUGAAACAUAAAUAUUUUGUUUCAGUAUGGUCACUUCAUCAAAUCCUAGGACCAAGGACCAAGUGUAACUGUAGUGUCGGUUUGGUUAACCGAUGCAGGUACGGGGAUUUGCUUUCCCCUUGUUUCCUCAUCGUUAUUCAUAUUUCCUAAUCCUUAAAUGCGGACAGGUUGCGAACACAUUGCCAUUAGUGAAUGAGUCUUUGUCAAUGAGCACAACUCAAAGGACACGACUGGCUGCCAGUUUGUUGUGUAUUUCUGUAGAACAUGAAGGCUGUUGAGUGCAUAUGUAAUAACUGAAUGUGAACUUCUACCCAUGUAAACAGCUGCAGAUGUGUGAUCUUCAACUAUUUACCACAGUUAACUCUUCUAUUAUCAGAAACUGUUGUUGUAAUACUCAGCAUGUCACAAAAACUUAUCCUGAGAAUAAUUUUCAACCCAGUUGGUAUUAUGAUUUCCUGCUGCAAAGACAAAGGUUGUGGGGAGAAAUAAACUGUUAGCUGUUGUACCCUGUUA
Molecule: messenger RNA, 4293 nt
Organism: Maylandia zebra (zebra mbuna)
Lineage: Eukaryota; Metazoa; Chordata; Actinopteri; Cichliformes; Cichlidae
Gene: slc43a1b
Product: solute carrier family 43 member 1b
Biological process (GO): transmembrane transport; neutral amino acid transport
Molecular function (GO): neutral L-amino acid transmembrane transporter activity; L-amino acid transmembrane transporter activity
Source: RefSeq, a predicted model, not a curated record